Trichogramma pretiosum is the source of this 1861-nucleotide messenger RNA. RefSeq lists its product as uncharacterized. The transcript is spliced from 2 exons. NCBI's taxonomy places the organism in Eukaryota, Metazoa, Arthropoda, Insecta, Hymenoptera, Trichogrammatidae. The record is from RefSeq and is a predicted model, not a curated record. The coding region runs from base 96 to 1319 and encodes 407 amino acids.
UUCGAUCGUGGCUUGAGUUGAGAGAAUAACUCGUCGUAUUCGUUUAAUUUUCUUUUAUUGAUCGUGUUAAGUUCGUACGAAUUGAAGUUUAAAAAAUGAAACUUCGUAGUAACUCAACUAAUAGUACCGGGGUGAAAAGAGGAUUGAUUGAUGCGUUUGAUGAGCGAUCGUCAAAUGCAAAGUCACUGAAAAUAAACCAAGGUGAUGUGAAAAGAAUUUCUCAUUUUUACGAUAAAGAUAUCGAGAUAGAUGUCGAAUGCCACUAUGAGAAUUUCAAGAAGGAAAAUGUUAAAGUAGAGCCCGACGUUCACAUCAAAUCUGAAAAAGAAUUUGAAGAUACGCAAAAAAGGGUGAAAGUAGAAGACAAAGUUUAUGUAAAGAAUGAAAAAAUAUCUGAAUUCAAAAAUUUCAAAGUAGAACCAGACCUCCACAUCAAAUCUGAAAAAGAAUUUGAAGUGAAUUCGAAAAGUAACUUUCGAACACUCGAAAAUCGAAAAAUUAUCUCUGGACAAGCUGCGCAAAAAAGGAUCAAAAUAGAAGCUGAUGUUUACAUCAAGAAUGAAAAUAUAACUGAAUUUAAAAAUUUUAAAGUAGAAUUAGACCUCUUCAUCAAAUCUGAAAAAGAAUGUAAAGUGAAUACGGAAAAAAACUUCCGGACAUUGAGAAAUAGAAAAAUUAAUCUUGCUGAACAAGCUCCACCAAAAAAUGUCAACAUCACGAAAGAAAAGAUAAUUGAAGAGAAUAUACAACAUAAUUCUGAGGAUAUUCAACGAGCUUCUCAUAACUACGACAAAGAAAUUGCUGAACUAAUCGAAUUUCACGACGUACAACCUGAAAAAGCAAAUGAAGUAUAUACUAAACAUAAUUUGUUUGAACAAGCUGCGUUAGAAAUUGUUGAUAUGGAAGUAGAGAAGAACGUCGUAAAUAAAAAAGUAAUUGAAGUGGACUUGGUCGGCAAUAAUAACAAGAAAAAAGGGAAAAAAACUUUGGAAAAUCAUCGUAAAUGUUGUCAAUCAUAUGAAUCACUUUUGAAUUGCCUAGAAAAGUUCAAUCGAAACAGAGGUUGCAGAAAUUGUACUUUGUGCUUUUUUCAUCGUGGCUUUUGUGUAGAGUUUUAUCAGCUAGUACAUGUGAUAGUUGUAAAGAAUGAAAUCAAGAAAUGUAUUUGUCAUGAGUGUGGAAUGGAAUUUACCAACAUAUCGAUUUUAAAAGUACACAUUGAUUAUACACAUACAAAAUGUUUCACCAGCCCAAUUAUACUUAAGUGGCAUAACAAAACGUCUAAUCGCACACGGUUCAUACCGGUGCAAACACUAUAAGUUUUCCUGCAUCCUUACGAAUGACAUAUAUUUUCGCGAGUGAGAUUUGUGCGGAUAAAUAUUUAUUUAUUGACCAAAUAUUUACUCGCUUAAUAUCGAUAAAAGUAAGAGUUUAUUUCGUUGUUUUCACUUUAUUUCUGUUAACAAGAUAUAAUUAAUGCCUAUUUAAAGGCGAAUAUAAAAACUUUAUUGAUAACUAAAUUCAACCUAAAAUGUACAUGUAAUGUAACUUUUAUGAUAAGUCUAUAGUUAGCGUAUUAAUAUAAGUGUAUUAAUGUAAAAAAGAAGAUGUUUAUCAGACAUAAAUUAGAAUCAGUUAUGAUUUCUUAAUGAACUAUAAUAAUUACGAUAGUGCGCAAAAUUAACUUUACUUUAGCAAGUUAAGCGUAUAUUUGAGAAAUUUUAAAGAUAAUGAUUUAAUUUUUAUUAAAAAUUAAUCAUAUCAAACUACGAAAUAGUUUUUAAUCUUUAAAGCACACAUAUAUAUAACUCGAAAAUUAUGUGUUCAUAAAAUAAUAAAACCCAAAAAUAUUGCCGAUCAA